Messenger RNA from Drosophila subpulchrella, 4166 nucleotides. RefSeq names its product tyrosine-protein phosphatase non-receptor type 21 (gene Pez). The transcript has 7 exons. Gene Ontology annotation, molecular function: protein tyrosine phosphatase activity. The record is from RefSeq and is a predicted model, not a curated record. Lineage: Eukaryota; Metazoa; Arthropoda; Insecta; Diptera; Drosophilidae. The coding region runs from base 244 to 3885 and encodes 1213 amino acids. Gene Ontology annotation, biological process: protein dephosphorylation. Gene Ontology annotation, cellular component: cytoskeleton.
CGGUCACGCUGGUCAGUAAUCAGUUUUAGUUUUGAGAAUUAUUUUAUUUAUGCUCGAUUCCGGCGCUGUGUUAGCUUAAGCUAUCGUCAACUGCAAUGCGCUGGACUCCGUUUGGGUUGCCCUGGCUGCUAUGUUGAUAGACUAAUUUUUAUUGUGUAUUUGCUCUCAAUAACACCUGUGGAGUUGAUGGUGCUGUUUUAGUCAACAAGUGAGACAGCGGAACCGAAGCCCCAAAGUACAAAAAUGCCUUUAAAGUUUUUGAAAAAAUGUCGACAAUACAACGUUACAUCGAAGAGUUUAUUUGUUAUAUCAGUGCAUCACCUGCUGGACACCUCCAGCACGGUGGACUGCACGAUCAGCUCGGAGAGUAAGGGACAGGAGUGUCUAGACAACGUUUGCCAGCGUCUUCUGAUCCAGCAACCGGAGUUUUUUGGUCUGCGUUACCUGGUCAAGGGCAAGGACAAGGAGGACGAGUUAAAAUGGAUCGAACUGGAGCGCUCGCUCAGCCGGCAGCUGGAGAAGUAUGCAGCUGGGCCAAGGAUCUACUUGCGGGUGCGACACUACGUGACCACGGGAGUGCGACACCUGAGCGACGAGGCCACUCGCUUUUACUACUUUCUGCAGCUGAAGAGCGACAUCUAUGAAGGCCGCAUAGCCUGCGAUAUCCGCACGGCCAUACUGCUGGCGCUCUACUGCCGCCAGGCGGAGUACGACAGCUACCAGGGCGACAAACAGAGCAAAGACUACCUGAAGAAGUCACUGAUCCUGCCGUGUAACAUGCAGGGCUUGGCCAACGACGACAGCAUGCUGGAGGGUCUGAUCGUGGAAGUUCUGCAGCAACAGGCGGGAAUUGCUCAUCUGGGUCAGAGUCAAGCAGAGGAGAUGUACAUACAGUGCUGCCAGCAGCUGGACGGGUAUGGGGAAGACCGCUUCGCCGCAAAGGACACGCUCGGGAACGAUCUGCUUCUUGGUCUCGCCAUUAAUGGGAUGGUGGUGAGGGCGGACAACGGGCGGCAGUAUUUUCCCUGGAAGGACUUCCACACGGUGACCAUCGACAAGCGAACAAUCAGGAUCGAGCAAAAUAAGCUGGAUGGCGGCGGCAGUAUCGUGGGAAGCUUUAUUUUUGGCGAGGCGGACACAGCCCGAUACUUCUGGAAGCUCACUAUCAGCCAGCAUAAGUUCUUCAAGCGCCAUAUUGACACCGCUACGCCAUCGAGCCUGGGAAGUGGCGCAGACGUGGAAAGCCCUCCUUUGGGGGUGGAUAUUGUUGGUUUCGUCGAGUACGACUACGCCGAGUCAGCAGCCGCCGAACAACUGCCACCGCAUCAACAGCAACAUACUCAGCAACAGCAGCAGCAGUUAGUUUCUUCGAACAUUUCGCUGGUCGCUAAUGCCAAUCAGUUGUUGGGGCAAAGCAGUUCCUGCCUAGAUCUAAGCAACAACAACCUGCGCAGUAGCAGUGGCUUGCUUCACCACGAAAGCAGCAAUAAUAACGAGGAGCGUGAGCGCCUUAAGGCUUUGCUGCCCACAUAUCGUCCUGCGCCGGACUACGAGACGGCAGUGCAACUGAAGUACAGCACUCCUUCGGCUGAGUUCCACAACCUGACUCUGGCAUUGGCCGCGCCCGGCAAAGCGUACUAUGCGGGCUCCCAGCCGGAUGUCCAUAAUCCGGGUGUGCACAGCGAUAACUUGUAUAAUCACCUUAGUGCACAUCGUUAUCCGGACGUAGCCCAGUCGGCAGCUGCUCUCCAUCAUCACAUCAACCUGUAUCACACGCAGCAUCAACCGAAGUCACAUCCACAGCCUAUUAGUCCGGCUCAAGCGUAUCUGGAGCUCUCACAACGAAUGCAAAUGAUACGACACAAGGCGCCCCCGCCGUAUGUGAAUCGACUGAGUUCCUCAUCCACGCCUGACCUGGCGGUGGCCACACCCCGCCCGCUGCAAGGGUACCGCAAUUAUGUAAGUGGGUCUUCCCCGGAUUUAGUCUCCAACCGCACCCUCUUCAAUGGAGGGCAGUUCGUAGCUCUAGCCGCGGGCGGACAUGCUGGCCACAUUCCCACAUCCUCCGGAGCCACCAUGAUGCACCAGUACCAGUAUGUGAGCCACAUGGGAAACUCGCAGCCCUACUUACCGCCGCAUGGAACUUUCGAGAACCUCAACAUGAUCGAGGAGCAGCCGUCCAUUAUGUCUCAACUGCGUCAGUCGGCGAUGAGCCAGGCAGUUGCUGCAGUUGCGGGAACUGUGGUUACCCAGAGUGCACCUUCCCUGCCGCCGAGUGGAUACCGCAGUCCUGUACCACCGCCAGCCAGCAGUCCGUUACCACCGCCAUUUGUUUCUUCUACCCAGAAAUCGUCAACCCCCGCCCCCCUUGAGAGGAGCUUGAUAACCGGGUCCAUUGAGCCCAUCUACGAGAAUGUACCCCUACCUCAGAGGGCGUUGUCAAUACAGUCCGCUUCUACUAUUGUUCCUGUUUUGGCUUUUCCGAAGAGCAUCACCAACAACCUAGUCACUGUUACCAUAAAUUCCCAAGCUGAAGAUAGGAACAUAAAAAUGUACAGGUCGAACCGGACUGUAAGCACGGAGCUGCUAUUCGGGGAGCCGCAAGCUCCUAAGCUCUCAACCAGAGCAGCCAGUGCGGCGCCUGAUAUGGAAAUGGCACCUCCAACUCUGGACAAAUCGACGAGGGCCGAUGCAGAAGAAUCAUUGCAACAGCAACUUAGUAACAUGAAUCUUUCUGUACACACAUUUGGUAGCACCUCCUCUAUACCUAACUCGACGCUGGACACUAAGUCUUCGUCGGUGGCCAGCAAGGACUCAAAACGCAAGAAGCGUUGGAACUUUUUGUCACGUAGCAAAACAUCCGACAAACAGAAGUCAGCUACGCUGGGCAGGGAAAAGGCUACAACGGUAGGUCAGCACGCCAUGCUGGCAGCUAAACUGAAGAUGGUCCAAGAUGAUCUUAACCUUCCACAUCGUUGGUCCACGGGAGUCAACAAGUCGCAGCCCAUAUCCGGGAGAUAUUCCAAGGACAAGCUGUGUCAAAUACUAGAUGAGAAGCUAAGUGACUCGCAGUUGUUCAUGGAGUUUGAACGCAUACCGAAACGACGGGAGCAUGCUUUAUACGAAUGUGCCCUACUGGAGGAGAACGAGCAGAAGAACCACGACCCGAACUUUUUGCCGUAUGAUGACAAUAGAGUGCGAUUGACACCAUCAAUGGACAAUCGCCACGGUUACGUUAAUGCCUCCUAUAUAUCUGCCACAGUGGGUACAAAGCAACGGUUUUACAUUGUGGCCCAAUCCCCGCAAGAGUCGCGAACCAUGAGCAUCUUCUGGCAGUGUGUGUGGGAGGCCGAUGUGUAUUUGGUGGUUCAGCUAACCGAGGAUAUGAGCUUUGUUCCACUAAGCAGUCAGCAGCGUCUAAAGUUUGGUCAGUUCGAAGUAUAUCAGGAAUUCUCACAAGUCACCAAUCGUUGCACCACCAUUAAGUUGCGUCUUUACCACGUACCAUCACGUCGGUACCGUUCUGUCUGGUAUCUGCAGUAUGCGGACUGGGCGGAGCAAAAUUGUCCGCGUGAAGUUAAUCACUUUCUCGGCUUUCUUGAAGAGCUGAGCUCCGUAAGACUCGCGUCCACGCAAGAAGUUCCGCCGGGGCACAACACAAACCCACCGAUUCUCUUACAUUGCAUGGAGGGAGGUGGUCGUUCGGGUGUGACCCUGACUGCGGAUCUUUUGUUCUACACUUUGAAUCAUAACGAGGACCUAGACAUAUCUCGUGUGGUUGGCCAGCUUCGGCAUCAGCGGGACAGCAUUUUACCAUCCUUGGCACAAUACAAGUUUAUAUACAAUCUCCUGAUAUCCUACUUAAAGCGCUCUAGGCUGAUCUAAGGCUGAAUCUAAUAAUCUGUAUAAUUUAAUUAAACAAAAUGUAUCUCGAUUGGUAGCUGUUGCUCUUAAAAUCUAAAUGUUUUGAUAGCAGCUUGUUCUUACGAUAUAUAUUUGUUUUAUAAACUUACCGCUUACAUCGGUAAUCGAUCCGCUGUUCUCAAGAUUGCACUCUUUAUUUGCUUAUAAAUGAUUAUUUGUGAAUCUUAUCGAGAUUUUCUUUAUGACCUUAAAACGAUUUCAUAUUUUUAUCACGAUAAUUUACCAUUCAUAUAGGGCAAAAA